Molecule: messenger RNA, 1540 nt
Organism: Carica papaya (papaya)
Lineage: Eukaryota; Viridiplantae; Streptophyta; Magnoliopsida; Brassicales; Caricaceae
Source: RefSeq, a predicted model, not a curated record
GCAAUGUUCUACUUUUUCUUUAAUUUACAGAUACAUGAAGAUUAUUAUCACAUUCACUCCCCCUUAACAGAAAGGAGAAAAGAAGAGAAAAUAAUAAGACUGCUAGUAUCGUUUCACGCUCUCUGUUUCAUCAAAAAUUCUACAGAUAACUUCGGAAAUCUCGAACAUUAAAGAAGAAGAAGAAACACCUUUCAGGAUGUCGAGUGAGAGACAUGCUUCUUCCACUUCCACCACCCCUGAAGACAACGCCAUGUUUCUCGACAUACUGCACGAGGCUCCUUUAUUAGGGCACCGGAAGUCUAGAAGUCUUUUCGGAAGCUAUGUUUACUUUGUCAUAUUGGUAGGUUAUGCUAUCUUGGCUGCAGCAUCUCCAUGGAUAUUUCACCUGAUACGAAAAUUAGUCCCACCAUUGCUUUGCAGUUGCAAUGUUGCUCUCCUACUAGUCACAGGCAUCUUUCAACAAUAUCUAGUUUAUCAAGUCCACAAAAUACGGUUACAGGGAUAUUAUAGUUUCAGUCAGAAGUUGAAGCAUAUAGUUCGUUUGCCAUUCGCAAUUACUGCAUAUGGAACUGCUGCAAUGGUACUUGUCGUGGUUUGGAAUCCUCAUAUCAAUUUUCUUCCCAUCUCUACUUUGCUAAGGAUCAUUAUGUUGGUUGAAGCAAUAUGUGCUGGUUCCUUUAUGAGUGUAUAUAUUGGUUAUGUGCACCAGUACAAUUCCUUGAAUUCUCAGCCUGAUGUUCUAAAGUCAUUAUAUUCUCCCCUUCAACCGUCAAGUUCUUUGGAAGGUUUGAGGUAUCAAGAAGGUGGUCGCCUCUCUGAUCAGCAAAUGGCCUUGUUACAAUAUCAGCGUGAAAAUCUUCAUUUUUUAAGUGAGGAGGUAAAUGGUUGUCUAAAACUAUCACAUCGAUACUUGUACAUCAUUGGUGUUGAUCUUGCUCAUCUGUUAGCAGCUCGUGAUCAGGAGUUGCGGACACUUUCAGCUGAGAUGGAUCAGCUUCAGUCUGAACUUAGACUUGCUCGUUCUUUGAUAGCUGAGAGAGAUGCCGAAAUCCAGCGUGUACGCAGUACAAACAAUCAGUAUGUUGAGGAGAAUGAAAGGCUGAGAGCCAUUUUAGGAGAAUGGAGUACGCGGGCAGCGAAGCUUGAGAGAGCGUUGGAGGUUGAGCGGAUGUCAAAUCUUGAUUUGCAAAAGAAAAUUUCUCUCCUGAGAAGCCAAUCCCAGGAGUCAGCCGCCCCUAUUGAGCAGCAGCAGUAAACCUAUCUAUUCAGUUUAUAUCCAGGUAUGCAGUAAUUUGUCCCCAAGUAACUGCACUGAAAUUAUUUGUAACACAUCAGAGGAAGUUUGAAGAAGAGGCAUCGCAGUGCUAGCACUACAAAGAUGUUUGAAGUGAUAUAGAUUUUUCUUUCCUUUUUGGUUCUUUGUAGGCCAUUGUAUAUGACAAUAUAUGAAGCCGAAGUCUUUUAUAUGGGAUAUGAAAUCUUUGUUUUGUCCGAUCUUGUGAUUCCUUUUAAUCUAUCAAGUGAUGGUAUUUUUGAUUCA